GAGAUGCGCAGAGAACGGCUAGAGCGCUGCUCGCUGAGCCGGCUUCCGCUUCGUUAGUCCUCCUUCCCAACAUGGCGCAGUCGGUUAACAUCACCGAGCUGAACCUGCCGCAGCUAGAAAUGCUCAAGAACCAGCUGGACCAGGAAGUGGAGUUCUUGUCCACGUCCAUUGCCCAGCUCAAGGUGGUACAGACCAAGUAUGUGGAAGCCAAGGACUGUCUGAACGUGCUGAACAAGAGCAACGAGGGGAAAGAAUUACUCGUCCCACUGACGAGUUCUAUGUAUGUCCCUGGGAAGCUACAUGAUGUGGAACACGUGCUCAUCGAUGUGGGAACUGGCUACUAUGUAGAGAAGACAGCUGAGGAUGCCAAGGACUUCUUCAAGAGGAAGAUAGACUUUCUCACCAAGCAAAUGGAGAAAAUUCAGCCAGCUCUGCAGGAGAAGCAUGCCAUGAAACAGGCGGUCAUGGAGAUGAUGAGCCAGAAGAUUCAGCAGCUCACGGCCCUGGGGGCAACUCAGGCUACCGCCAAGGCCUGAGAACUUGUUGCCGAAGUGGGACGGGGGACCCGCUUCAGGAGCCUGGGACUUUGUGGGCGUGGCUUCCUGGUGGGGGAAAGUGAAGGGUCUUGUGUUUAACGCUAAUAAAUGUGCCAGCUGGA
Equus quagga is the source of this 658-nucleotide messenger RNA. RefSeq names its product prefoldin subunit 5 (gene PFDN5). Bases 72 to 536 code for a protein of 154 amino acids. Gene Ontology annotation, biological process: regulation of DNA-templated transcription; protein folding. NCBI's taxonomy places the organism in Eukaryota, Metazoa, Chordata, Mammalia, Perissodactyla, Equidae. Gene Ontology annotation, cellular component: cytoplasm; prefoldin complex. The transcript has 6 exons. The record is from RefSeq and is a predicted model, not a curated record.